UGGAUACUUGCAGGCACUGUGAAACUGACUUUGAAGCACCACCAGUACAACUACCCUGCCAACAUGACAUCUGCCUACGAUGUUUCAAUGAUAUCCAAGCUACAAGGGAUUUGCGUUGUCCUAUUUGUAAUAAUACAUUCUCAAAGAGAUUUCAACCUGGCAGUGGCCAAUCACAGCAAAAGGAAGUCUUCAAAGAAUACCAAGAGUAUCUGAAGUGCUGCAACAGCUUUCUCAUGUCUGUGGUGUCCAAGCUGUGUUUUGGUGGAACUGAGCCUCCAGAGAGUGAUGUCAUAAAGAGAAUUUUCAGCUACAUCACUCGCACUGUUGAGCGGUCUAAUCAAGCUGGGGAAAGGAUGUACACCAAGCAGAUGUCUGUGUUUGAUGACAUGAUUGAUCCCACACCUGUAGUCAGAUCCUUUCUUCUUCAACUUCUCAUACACAAGAGUGAAGAGAUGGUACAAAUGUACCUGCAAGAUUUUUUCUGCCAUGCUACAGGACUGUGUCGUCAAGGAAGAGAGGAGACAGACCAGGAUACUAUAGAUAAAAUUGUGCAGUUCAGUCUUCUUGUCAUACACUGCUUUGAGGACUUGUACCAUGAGCAAGGGUCCCAGACAAUUAGACCAUCAGAAGAGAUGAGUGCUGCUUGUUCCCACCUGUCGGAUGGGAGAACCUACAUUCUGUCAUCAGGCUUGGAUAUGGCUAAGAUGUUUAACAUUGCUCAGUGUAGAUAUGGUCUAUCAGUGACAGCCAAAUAUCUGCAUGCAAUGUUUGUUGCAAGACACAAGAAAACUUCAACAGGGAAUUUCAACAAACUGUUGGAAAGGACAUCACAGCUGCUGAGUGUCCAAGACACAGAAUGGCCUAAGAAGUUCUUGGUGAAGCAGAUAUGUCGGGAAUUCGGGACCGACAGCUACCAUGCUAUCUGUGAUACUGGCAAGGUGCCAUGGUUGGCACUGGAUGUUACAGAUCAGGUAAAGGAGUGCCCUGAUCGAUAUGUUGUCUGUCUUGAAUACCAAAAGAUAAGAGAAACUUUGGCAAGGACUCUUCUUGGUGAAGACAUCAAGCACCUGAAACAACUAGUUAAGGACAACGAGAUGUUGUUCCUCCUGGCCAUACACAGGGAGGUGACCAUGAGGAACAUCAACCCUCAAACACAGGAACAAUCUGUGGAAGGCAUUACAACAUUUAUUGAAACAACAAAAGAAAAGGUUACUCAAAAGGACAUAGCCAUGAGGUUGCUGAGAAAUCAGCUUGGUGGUCCAGGAUCCUGUUUGACUGUUCGACGAGGUCACAACAUGAGAGACCAGAGUGUGAUGUGUCUUCUAGUCCAUGCAUAUGUCACUCUAACUCACUUCAACAAGGUGACAAACUUCAUCAAACCUCUCACAGACCUCAUUCUGGCACCACACAAAAUGAGGAACAUGUUCCUUCCCACAAUGCCACAGGAUGACAUAGAUGCCAUCAGACAAAGUCUGACAAGAGAAGGAACCAUUGUGUUCUACCAAUGUCAAAAUGGACACCCAUAUGCUAUUGGAGAGUGUGGUAGACCUUAUACUGAAGCAACCUGCAACAUCUGUAAAACCAAGAUUGGUGGACAAUCUCACCAAGCAGCAGCUGGAAAUACACAGGUUACUGGUGACCAGACCCGUCCUGGUCAUGUUCUUGGAAGAGCAGCAGACAGAACCAAUGCCUAUGCAGGUGAACGCAGACUGGGAGGAGCUGCCUGUGCUGUACUGCGUUUCUUCACUCAUGCUGCAUUACUUCUGGGAGCAGAGACCAGCCAACCGGCCACAGCAGCUCUAGUCUAUCCCCCGCUACAGCAGGAUGUCAGACAGUUUUUCUUGGAACACCUCCAGAAGGACCUUCAGAUUAUCCACAUGGCCACAGGAAAGAGUGUAGAUGAUGUCUUCCUCCUCCUACACUUCAUCUGCCAUCAGAUUUCUCAAUCAGACGCAUACAGACGAAUGGAGCCACAAGCACUGGACAACAAGCAGAUCAGAGAAACCUGGGAGGAACAGUUUGCAAAAUCUUUCAUUGGCCCAGUGUUACAGGAUCUUGACAACUGCCUGAAUACAUGCAAUGAGAGAAUCAUGAAAGACAAGAGAAUAGGUCAGGACAAGUUGAUGUCUAUUCUGUAUGAGGUAGACACAUCCACACCCAAGGAAGUUGAAUGUCUCCACGAGUUCCCAGCUGUCUGGAGGUACCGGUCACGUAUCACACUGGAGCAUUUCCUGAGAGAGUUUCAUCUGAAAGUAGAGAACAUCAAGGGCAAGAAAUCCAAGAUGGAAGUUCUCAGCCUUUUCAGACAACAGCAUCCGUUCCUACAAGCACUACAUCGCAUCCCAAAUAUUCUACGGCUGCAACAGUUCCUUAUGGCAAAAUACAGGCGGCCCCUUGAUAGAGUGGAGGCAAAAAAUAUGACCAUUGCUGAUGCUGCUGAAGACGGAAACAACUCUAUUGAUGUGUUGGAAAAUCUCUCAGAUUUCAUAGCAGCCUGGGAAUGUGUCAAGGAAGGACUUCACAGUUACGGAUGCUGGACGGUCCAUGAUGGUCUGAUACACCUGCCUGAUGCCUACAAGAACAUGAGGAUUGAUGAGAACUCUCCCCUGGCCGUUCUUCUGCCGUCCACUCAGGGGCCUGGCAUCUGCUCCUACAUGAUGCUGGAGUUCCUGUUCAGGAAGCAUAAUGAAUUCAUGGAGAGUUACUGUAACAAGACAAAACAAAAGUAUGAGCGCCUGCCUGAGGUCAGCAUGAGGAAACUUCACAGCAACCACCUGGUCAGCUACCACCCUGACCGUGACCUGCUGCCCCUUGUUCUGGCCAACUGUAACUACUCCUUUGAGCUGGGGAAAGGUACCACCAUUGAGUAUGACUUUGAAGGAUUUGAGUAUCAGCUCAAAGAAGUCAUACUACAGGCCAAGUCCAGAGUGGAGCAGAAGUCGCAUGUCAUACCAAUUGACACAAUGGUGUACAGAGCUGACACAACCAAUUCUGUUGUCUUCAAGAUACUGCGAGACAGAAUAGAUCAGGAAUCUCUCUCACCAGCAGUGAAGCUCCAAAUUGUGUCUGAACUAAAGUCCAGCCUGCCAGAUGUCUGUGACUCUAUCAACAACUUGGACAUCACCACCAGCUUCCUCAAGUCUUUGGGAGGAGAACCAGACAAGCCACUGCAGACUUUCAUGACAGAUGUGCUCAAAAUGAAACAGACAAUAACUAGCCAGAAGGCAAGACAGUUUUGCAGAUUCAAGCAUAUACAGUCAUUGUGGCUGCUGCUCAGUUUUGAGAAAUCCGUUAUCUUAGCUCAACAUGGACAGGAUGCCUUUGAUGAUUUUGACAAUGAACUGAAAGAAGGUCUCCCUGAUGAUGCCAGAGCUGAACUUAAACAGUUUUGUCAGAACAAGAACCUAGAAAAGCUGGAGUACCUUCUGCAGCAAAUGUUUGACUGCUUUCUGCUGAGAGUAGCUCAACCAGUUGACCCAAAUGAUCAGGAUGCCAUAGACCUGAAGAGCAUUAGCCUGCGAGACAUCCUGCAAGGGGACAGAGAUGCUCCACUGUACAGUAAGGAACCUGAUGAAACACUGACCGAUGAAGAUAUCUUCUCCUUCCCAGCAGUCAUCCUGGGGGAAGCACAUCCCCGACACCUGGCUAUCAGUCCUCCGGGAACUUGAAAAACGCAGGAAGGAGUUUCAAUAGUGCCUCAACAUACGUCAAUAUUGGAUUGUCAAACAUGAACUUAUAUGGUGUAUAUUUAUGAAUGUGCCAAUCUUCUGGAAAGUCAACCAGCAUUGUUAGACUUUCAACAGUGCCUCAGCAUCUGUCAUUGUCAAACUGCUUGGGUUGAAGUUGUGUUUUUUGAAGGCGUUGUUUAGUCAAGUGUACACUUGAUAUUAUGGACUUAAAAUACUUCUGGACAUAACUAU
Molecule: messenger RNA, 3920 nt
Organism: Haliotis rubra (blacklip abalone)
Lineage: Eukaryota; Metazoa; Mollusca; Gastropoda; Lepetellida; Haliotidae
Product: E3 ubiquitin-protein ligase RNF213-like
Exons: 26
Coding region: 234-3668 (1144 amino acids)
Molecular function (GO): ATP hydrolysis activity; ubiquitin-protein transferase activity
Source: RefSeq, a predicted model, not a curated record